Acipenser ruthenus (sterlet) is the source of this 1416-nucleotide messenger RNA. RefSeq lists its product as uncharacterized. The record is from RefSeq and is a predicted model, not a curated record. The transcript is spliced from 4 exons. Bases 1 to 1416 code for a protein of 471 amino acids. NCBI's taxonomy places the organism in Eukaryota, Metazoa, Chordata, Actinopteri, Acipenseriformes, Acipenseridae.
AUGAUCCCCCCAACCAACCGCCCUAUCAACCCCCCAACCAACCCCCCAACCAACCCCCAACCAACCACCCUACCGAUCCCUCUACCAACCCCCUAUCAGCCCCCCAACCAGCCCCCCAACCAACCCCCCUAUCAACCACCCACCAACCCCCAACCAACCCUCCAACCAACCACCCUACCGAUCCCCCAACCAACCCCCCAACCAGCCCCCCAACCAACCGCCCUAUCAACCCCCCAACCAACCCCCCAACCAACCCCCAACCAACCACCCUACCGAUCCCUCUACCAACCCCCUAUCAGCCCCCCAACCAGCCCCCCAACCAACCCCCCUAUCAACCACCCACCAACCCCCCAACCAACCCUCCUACCAACCCCCCAACCAACCACCCUACCGAUCCCUCUACCAACCCCCUAUCAGCCCCCCAACCAGCCCCCCAACCAACCGCCCUAUCAACCCCCCAACCAACCCCCAACCAACCACCCUACCGAUCCCUCUACCAACCCCCUAUCAGCCCCCCAACCAGCCCCCCAACCAACCCCCUAUCAACCACCCACCAACCCCCAACCAACCCUCCUACCAACCCCCCAACCAACCCCCCAACCAACCCCCCAACCAACCGCCCUAUCAACCCCCCAACCAGCCCCCCAACCAGCCCCCCAACCAACCGCCCUAUCAACCCCCCAACCAACCCCCCAACCAACCCCCAACCAACCACCCUACCGAUCCCUCUACCAACCCCCUAUCAGCCCCCCCACCAACCCCCAACCAACCCUCCUACCAACCCCCCAACCAACCCCCCAACCAGCCCCCCAACCAACCGCCCUAUCAACCCCCCAACCAACCCCCCAACCAGCCCCCCAACCAACCGCCCUAUCAACCCCCCAACCAGCCCCCCAACCAGCCCCCCAACCAACCGCCCUAUCAACCCCCCAACCAACCGCCCUAUCAACCCCCAACCAGCCCCCCAACCUACCCCCCUAUCAACCACCCACCAACCCCCCAACCAGCCCCCAACCAGCCCCCCAACCAACUGCCCUAUCAACCCCCCAACCAACCGCCCUAUCAACCCCCCAACCAGCCCCCCAACCAACCCCCCAACCAACCGCCCUAUCAACCCCCCAACCAACCCCCCAACCAGCCCCCCAACCAACCGCCCUAUCAACCCCCCAACCAGCCCCCCAACCUACCCCCCUAUCAACCACCCACCAACCCCCCAACCAGCCCCCAACCAGCCCCCCAACCAACCCCCCAACCAGCCCCCCAACCAACCGCCCUAUCAACCCCCCAACCAGCCCCCCAACCCAACCCAGACCCUCUCCCCUCUCCCCUCUCUCCCCCUCUAUCUCUAUCUCCCUCUCUAACGUGUUUCCGGAGCUAGGACCGGGGCAGUCUCCCAGCCAAAGCGCCCGCAUUUAA